AUUGUUGCAAUCAAAGACUUAAUACCGCCUCCUCAGAGAAAUGCUUUUGAAGAUGUGUACAUUGCACAGGAGUUGAUGGACGGUGACCUUCAUAACAUCAUAAACUCCAAUCAAGAACUAGAAUCACUUCAUUACGAGUUUUUCUUGUACCAAAUCCUGUGUGGAUUAAAGUAUAUUCACUCAGCCAAUGUGUUACACAGAGAUUUAAAACCGAGCAAUCUCCUCGUGAACGCGAACUGUGAUUUAAAGAUAUGUGAUUUUGGACUUGCUCGUGGUAAUUCAGAGCAUAAUGCAAUGACUGAGUAUGUUGUCACAAGGUGGUACCGUGCACCUGAGCUUCUCUUGAACUCUUCUGCUUACACCUCAGCUAUAGAUAUCUGGUCUGUUGGCUGUAUCUUCUUGGAGUUGCUGACUCGCCAAACGGUCUUCCCCGGUAGAGAUUUUGUCCAUCAGCUUCAUUUGAUCUUGGAGCUCCUAGGCUCUCCAUCAGAGGAAGAACUUGGAUCAUUGAGUGAAAAUGCUAAGCAAUACUUAAGGCAGCUUCCUUAUCAUAGUCGCCAAUCUUUCUUUGUAAGAUUCCCAAACGUGCCUUACCAGGCUCUUGACUUGAUAGUGAGGAUGCUAAAGUUUGAUCCUAGACAGAGAAUCUCAGUUGAAGACGCGCUUGAUCAUCCAUAUCUCGCAGAGCUGCACGAAUUCACUGAUGAACCAGUGUGUUUGACCCCCUUUAACUUCGAUUUAGAAGAUCAGCCAUUCACAGUGGAGGAGAUUAAGGAGUUAAUCUACCGUGAAGCCUUAGCUUUCAGCCCUCCCUGAACCACCAGUAGUUGAAAGGGAAGAUUGACUUUGCCUUGGAAGCAACUCAUAAAACAGUCAUCAUUGUCUUCUCAAUUCAUAAAAAUAUUUCUAUGUAUUAAGAUAUUAUGCUAGAUAUCCUGA
Messenger RNA from Raphanus sativus (radish), 939 nucleotides. RefSeq names its product mitogen-activated protein kinase homolog MMK1-like. The transcript has 4 exons. The coding region runs from base 76 to 816 and encodes 246 amino acids. Gene Ontology annotation, molecular function: protein serine/threonine kinase activity; ATP binding. Gene Ontology annotation, cellular component: nucleus; cytoplasm. The record is from RefSeq and is a predicted model, not a curated record. Lineage: Eukaryota; Viridiplantae; Streptophyta; Magnoliopsida; Brassicales; Brassicaceae. Gene Ontology annotation, biological process: intracellular signal transduction; protein phosphorylation.